AUGAGUCGACGCAGUGGCGUCUCGGACGACACGACGACGGGUGAGCACGACCUUAGGGAACGUAGUGAUAGUGUCAGUAGUGGUUCAGGAAGUUAUGAUACUGCGACGGCUCCACAAUUUGUACCACUUCAUUCACGGGUUGGGAAGAAAUACCAGGCUACUAUUCCUGAGCUACUUGCAUCUCCAAGGAAUGGUAGAGAGCUAUUAUAUACGAAACAGGCACUAGAGCAGCCACGAUCAAGGUUUUGUGCUGAUCGAGCUCACGGAUUAGGAACGGAGUUGGACAAGUAUUUGAAACUUGCAUGGUCAUUACGAGAUGGAGCAACAUUUGAUACACAGGAACAGGUGACAAUGUUAGCGUUACAAUUGUUGCAUCGCUUUGAUUACAAUACAAAAGACGCUGCCUGCUCGCUGUAUGCAAGACACAGUAUUGAGCUACCAAUAUCAACUCUAGGGGGUAGUCAGACCAAGUUAACAACAGCUGAAGAAGCCAAGAUGUGGCUCUUGGCGUUCUAUCGCUGCAUGAGACAACCAAAAAUUGAUACAAAAGUGCUCGAGUACAUGUGUGAAUUGCAUGAAAAAGCAAAAUCCAAUGCUGAUGUUGUACCAGCUACUGAAGCUGGGCUACUGCACGAAGCAGAGGAUAUGCAGAUUGUGUUGCCCGAAAAAGAAGCUGUCGUAUCUAGAUUACAAGCGUUUGAUACCGCACUCACGCAGUUGAAAGAAGCGUUACAACAUACUAGUAGUAGCAAACGGCAUCAGAGCAAAAAAGUGGAGCUGAAAGAGCUGGAUGAACUUUUUAAAGCGGUGAUGGCACCACAGCUGUUUUAUCCGGAAGAAGACAGCUUUCGUGAAACGGUAGACGAGGCUAAGGAACUUAAGGCUAUGAUUGACAACAUGCUGGAGGAGGGCAAAGUAAGCCUUCCGGUUGUGCGUGACGUGUUGGCAAAGAUUGAGUUGAUACCAGUGAAUUUCGAACAGGAAGUGGAGCAAUUUCAGACUAAAAUGCUUAGUGCACAGACGUGGCUAGCCAGGGCACGCAAAUGUAUGCCGAAUCGUCGAGCAACUCGUCGUGCUGGUGGUGCAGACACAAAGAAAAUGGAUCUGGAAGCAAUCCGUGCGCUUGUAGACGAUGCACCUUGUGAGCAUAGCACCGAAAUGUUUGAAAUCCAAGACUUACUUGUGUGUGCAGAUGAGUGGGCCGCUAAAGUACAGGAGGCACUAAAUGGUGGCGCUGACGUGACUCUCAGUCGCUUGAAAGAGAUCUUGGAUGAGGCUAAAGACAUUCCUGUGGUUAUGGACGAGCAGAAGUAUUUGGAGGCUGAAAUUGCUGCACGAGAAUGGUGUACGACUGCCGCACUGAAGUUAGCUUCUCGCAAGUCUAUAGAGGAAAUAGAGGAUUUGAUUGUGCAGGCAAAUACCAUACGAGAACGCAUAUAUCCUAAAAAACAGUUGCGUUGGAAGCCACAGAUAGAACGCGAUAUUCAUGCCACCAUGAAUCAAGCGCGCAAAUGGAUUAACGAACUCCGCGAUAACCUCGGCAUUACGGCUUUUGACAAGUUGUAUGCCUCGUUGUCGUCAUACGUACCAUCUCCACAUUCAUCGAGAUCAUCAGUGCAUUCGUCGGUGUCAUAUACUGAUAGAGCAAAGAAGAAGUCAAUGGAUGCAAUUAGCAAACUCAUUGAAAAGUCGCAGUCUCUUGCGGUUGACGUGUCCUCAUACACCACGCCACUGAACGACUUGCUCCUGAAGGGUGUUGAAGCGCAGGCUGAGGCGAGCGCUAUUUUGAUGAGCAUUGGGUGCUUAUCUGGAACCAACGGUUCUGACACAUUAGAUGGUACGACCAAGAUGGAAAUGAACUCGAUGCCUCGAGAGCUGGGAGAUUUGGCGCAGGCGUCGUCUCUACUGGAGCGGGUUGACGCCUUUCCAUUUACCUUUGAGGAGGGACUAAGUCUCGCGAGCAUCGUCGAAGGCGAGAAGAGUUGGGCGGCGCGCGUUCGUGACUGUAUUCCUCCACGGCAAUCAAGGAAAAAGCGUUUAUCUAAAAACGCAUUUUCGACAGAACAACUGCAUGAGUUGCUGAAUGAAUCCAAGAAGUUGCGAUUUCUUUUUCGCGACGAGCUACGUAUACUAUCUAAGGAGCUCAGUGAGCUGACCAUGUGGCGAGCGAAAGCGCACGAAGUUAUCAAUGGCGCAGUAAGUGCAUCUAUUGGAAAGGUGGUUGAUCGUCUUCGAACGUUUGAUCUACUUGUGUAUGGGAAGCUGCAAAAAGCAAAAAAGAAGCUUCGUAUUGGCGAUACUGCUGCUACCGACGCAGAUCAAGAUACUAACGCGAGUGUUGACAUGGUGGUACCAUCAGCGCAGCCCCAUGACUCACCGCAAGCUAUUACAGAGGAAGCGAAGACCAACGAAUGCGCGAUGCAGAUUGAUGCGGAAGGCCUAAGCGAUAGCCAGCCGCCAGCUGAAGACAUUAAACAGGAGAAUGUAAAGCCAGAGGUUGCUAAUGGUGAGAAGAGGAGCGUUGUAAAACAGGAUGCUAAAACAGCAACAGUUUCUGGCACAAAGUCUAUCAGCGCGACUGGUAUCGCUGACAUAAAUACGCAAGUGCUAGAGAUACAUGCUGAUUCAAUUAUGACGCAGGUUAGAAUUGAAAGUGGUUGCAUGCAAAAGUCGGUUACCACAGAUGAAAAAGACGACACUAGUGCUAGCGAUUUGAACACUGUGUGGAUGUCGAAAAGUGGGUGUGAUCUCUUAGAACUAGUCUUGAAAAUGGCUGAAGAGAGUUUUGAAGCGGUUAAUAGUUUGGAGUUGAAAGAAGCGGAAGCACGGCAAACAGUCGAGGAACUCGUCCUAGCUGGCGAAAAAGGCGAUAUUGCGGAGAAUAUUACGGAUCAAUCGGUGCGAGCACUAGAUAAAUGGAAGCAACACUUAUUACAUGCACAAAUAGAAAGUGAUCUCCUUAGUGUGGAAGCUUCAGAGCAGCAGGCGCUCAGCCUGAUCAUAUCGUUGCUAGAGUGGUUGCAAGGGUCUAGGUCACUUUUCUACGAUGAAACACUUCCUCUGCAAGACCUCGUGGCUACAGGUCACAAGAUUGCUGAGAAACUCGAGGAGUUUAAAGCAAUUGGUGUUAUAACGCCAAAGACGUUGGAGACUCUGGAGCAAAUGCUUUGGCCACUGCCAUACUUGAAAGCCCAUGAGAAGGUGGUGCUAGAGUGGACCGAGCGCGUGCAAAGAUGUGUGGCGAACAAGCAUGCUCAUGUACGCGAACUACAGGCACUGCUUGAUAGUGGAAGUGGACUAUUACUAGAGCAGGGCACUUUCAAGGUCGUGAUGGACGAAGUUAAGAAAGCUAGAAUUUGGUUAUCGAAGCUCAAGAAACGUGUACGGGCUUUGAUAACGAAAGGAGUUGGACGAAUGAGCAUGGCUGCGGCGCGUUCUCUUGUAGAGGAAGGCGAAGAUAUUGCAAUUGACAUUCCUGUGUUUGAUUUUCUCAAAGAGCAUCUGGAGAUUGCGAGUGACUGGGAGAACCGUGUGUUGGGGUCUGGAAUCGAAACAGGCCAGGCCCGGGUUGGCAAUUUGCUUGCAUUGCUGAACGAAUAUGAGUGCGCUCGACUUGUAAUUGACCUCGAUAUGCACCGAAAUGUUCUUCAAACCGCGACAGAGCGCUACUGCAUAUGUCGCCAGCCUUUUGAUGGAUUAAUGAUCGGGUGCGACUACUGUGAUGACUGGUUCCAUGAUAAUUGUAUUGGCAUGUCCAAGGAAAAAGCUGAGAAAGUGGAGCACUACACUUGUCCGUCGUGCAUGAUUUUGGAGGAGCUUGCAGCAAUGUUGCAGCAAGCAAAGGUUGUUGGACAGCGAAGUAAUUUGUGGGACAUGCACGAGUAUGCCAAGGCCUUUGAAAAAGACCAUGCUAGUGCGUUACGAAAAGUUAAGCGUGAGGAGAAAACCGUCGAGCGUACUGAGAUGCUGUUGUUUAGCUGCAACAAUCAGAUAAAUCAGCUUCGGGCACGGUUCGAUGACAUUGAGCGCGCAAAGGCCUGCUUGGCAAUCAAUCCUGUUACAAAUAAUGCUGUUGAAGCACCAAAUUCAUCACAUCAGCCAUCGCAGCUCAAGCUUUCUUCUGCGGCGCCGUCGUUAGCAGCUGCCGUACCAAGCGCAUCUUGUGCUGUGGCGAGUGUUACUGCUGCAAAAACCGCUACAAGCGUGUUGGCUCCGCCAGUCGUAGUUGAUGCAAACGCACUUUUACUGGCAACGGCGGCUUCUUCCGCUCCUACUACUUCUGCUAGCUGCAACCGUACUGCUACAUCAAGUACUGCCGUGGCGCCAACUCUUGCACCUGUCCUAAACCGCCAGCACUAUCCUAGUAUUCUGAUUCCGACCAUGCGCGCCGUCAACAACGCAUUGAAGAGCGCGCCUAAGCUAAGCGCGGUUGCUAAAUCGGCUGCGACAAUGGAUGCAGAUGCUUCGACCAGCGCAUCUAGCGUAAAUGGGAAAAAAGAUCUGAAGGAGCUGCCAAACGGUUCUAUGAAAAGUGCUACCUCUAUAGCGUCUGCAGUGACAAUGGCAGCUAGUGUUGCCGUUUCAUCUCAUCAGCUGGCAACAGUUACUGUGACUACGGCCACUGCCGCGCCUACUUCAACCUUAUCUAUCCAGCAGACUUCAACCCCGGCAUUGCUGAAUCCAAUCACAGCUACGUUAGUGGGGAACACGGAACGCUUAGCAGCGCUUGUAGUUGCGGGUGGCGUGGAGCAUCAACUGGCGAAGAUAAAGUGUGAGCAUGUUGAGGCAAGCAAGCAAGCUUUAGAGCUUCAGAGCUCGCUGCAUCUAAGUCGCGAGCGAUUGUUGAACGCUCAGAAAGCACUUCGCGAGCUCUCGGAUGUAUUCCAUGCUCGUCACCGUAUGCUGCCAUAUGCACAAACGUGGAUUCAGCAAGCUGUGUCGUUACUCAAUACGACAUCUUUGCUGUCACGUACCAACAUUGAUUGCAAGGAAUUUCUCCCGCAAGAGUUUGCAACCGCACUCGAUGCAAUGAUGAGCUCUCCACCUGAUACCGAUACGAGUUUUGGAUUAGAAAGAGUAUCGAUAAGCAUCGAUAAAUUGUUCCCAGCUGUGGACAUAUUUGCAAAGUUGUUACGCACAGUGUCAUGGAGCCAAGUAGUGGUAUCUUUGCUGCAGGAAAGACCAUCAAGAAGCGAGAUUAGUAAUGCCAUCUCGUAUGCCACUGAGUUUAGAAUUUGGGAGGACAAAAAAGUUCUGACUCCGCUGCGCAGCUUGAUCGGUCGUGUGGACGCGUGGGUAUCGCGGGUGCACAAAUGUAUGACAAGAUCUGGGACUAAGACGCAGCAGUUGUCACGACUGAAGGUGUUGAUGAAUGAAUACUCGAAGCUCCCGCUGACGUAUGCGAAGACAGCAGAACCCUUGGAUGUCUAUAUAAAGGUGUUGACAGGUGUUGGUAUCAACAGCAUGGUAAAAAGUGAGGAUGAACCAUUCACUCUUGAAGCAGCAGAGACUGCCGCCGCAAAGGCUUUAGAUAAAGCGAUGCUUGGCCUUUCUUCGUCUGUAGCCGUAUCUGGUGCAGGUGCUAUGGGCACGACGAAGAAGCAAGAGCCACGGAAACGGAAGGCGUACACAAAAAAAGAAAAAGCCCCACCGCGCUCUUUGAAAAAGAUGAAGAGACCACAGGAUGGAUUGAACAUGGUACCAUCAGCGACGAAUUCUGUUGCUUUAGUCACGACAUCAAACGCGGAGUUGACAGCUCCAACUGGUGUUGGUACUUCACAGAACGCUUCAACAUGA
Peronospora belbahrii is the source of this 5796-nucleotide messenger RNA. The record is from the annotation of a GenBank genome assembly. NCBI's taxonomy places the organism in Eukaryota, Oomycota, Peronosporomycetes, Peronosporales, Peronosporaceae.